This is a messenger RNA of Pygocentrus nattereri (red-bellied piranha), 1880 nucleotides long. It is a transcript of the gene ier5, whose product is annotated as immediate early response 5. NCBI's taxonomy places the organism in Eukaryota, Metazoa, Chordata, Actinopteri, Characiformes, Serrasalmidae. The record is from RefSeq and is a predicted model, not a curated record. The transcript has a single exon. Bases 428 to 1309 code for a protein of 293 amino acids.
UCUAGGCUGUUGUUGGGGCAGGGGCAGGGUACGGACGGUAAUACAACCGCUUAAUACGACCCAGUAACACAAAAUAUUAGUAUUACGUUUUUUGGAGAACAGAGCUGUUACUGUCGUGUUUAUUUAACGUCUCAGAUUCAUGAAAACAGGAACGUAACUAGAGAGGACAAAGAAAUCCAAUAGUAGAGGAAUAGUGUUUUUAAAAUACUGCUUGAUUUUGUUUACAGACUACGUGAACAGUAGUGAGUUUUUUUUUUGUGGUUGUUAAGCCCUGUUGGACGAUUUCUGGUCAUUUUUGGGGUGGACAAUGCUUCAAUGAGACUCAAAGUCGAUCGGGAACAAACGUGUCAACCGAGAGCCUCUCUGACUGGAGCUGAACUUUGAAACUACUCGACUUGUUUUGUGUAUUGGUGAAUCCAGCCUAAAGAUGGAGUAUAAAGUGGAAGCCCAUCGGAUAAUGAGCAUCUCCUUGGGGAAAAUUUACAAUUCCCGAGUUCAACGUGGAGGCAUCAAGCUGCACAAAAACCUCCUGGUGUCUCUUGUGCUCCGGAGUGCUCGCCAAGUGUAUCUGAGUGACUACUACGGCGGGGUUUGCCUUAACGCCCAGCAUGUGGAGGCCAAGGAGUGGGAGCUGAUGGAUGGCGACCAAGAGAAACUCAUUCCAGCCUCUGAGGAAUCCCUGCCCUCAACGACCGCCUGCGACCAGACGGAGGCUGCUGAGGUUCCAGAGGCCCCUCAGCCUGAGGAGACUGACUCCAGCUUGGCUGUGGAAGGCCCUGAGGACCCCUGCGAGGCUGUGGAAGGCCCUGAGGACACCAGCUCCACCGAACCUCAGGCAGAGCAGGAGAGUUCUUCCUCAGUGGACUCUACUUGUGAUGUUUCUGUGCCAUCUCCUGUGGUCAGUGAACCUCAAUGUGAAGCUAAACAAGCCACGGUGAGUUCUUUGGACUGCGAGACAGAUGCUAACCUCGCCAUGUCCGCAGAAGGGAAUUCACACCAACCACCGAAAGCUCACUCUUGUUCAAACAGGAAGCGGAGUGCUGAGAAGAAAGCCAGCCAUGGCUCUCCUGUAAAACGGACAAAAGUGACUUCCUCAAAUGCCGACGAGGAGGAAGCAGAGGAGAUGGACACGAGCAACGUCUCCAAUCUUAUUACAAUCUUUGGCUCUAGUUUUUCUGGACUUUUGAGCAAGGACAACUCUGAGCCUGAGGCGGAAACUGAUGAAAGUGACUCGGGGUCGGGGCAAAUCUGCUGUGACCAAAUGCUGAAGAACCUGAACCCUUGGAACACAGCCAUUGUGGCUUUUUAAUAGCUAUGGAACUUGGGUGGAAGUGUGGUUUUAAAGGAGGAAAAAAUGUGUAACCUUCACACAUGGCCGUUUUGUGCUGUGCUUCUUGACUGGGUUCUCCCUGUAACACGUGGUGAGGCGUGUAAUGUGGCAUGGGACUUCCCCACAUGAGUGGUGCUACCGAGCGCAAACCGGGCCUGGUGUGUUUGGGCAUGUUUUUGUAAAGGAAAGAAUGUGAACAUGCUGGUACUGCUACUUAAAAAGCGGGCAUGUCAAAAGGAAUGAGGCCACUGAACAGACCUUGAACAUUUACAGGCCUACGGUGGGGGGGUUCGGUAACUUUAACCAGCAGCUUGAAUGGAUGAUACGUGUGAAAUGUUAUGACAUCUGUACAAAGUUAAAUGUUACACUGAUGUUAGUACUGACUACAACAGUCUACCAGGCCGAGGCUGCUUGUCUUUGUUUUAUAAAGACUUGUACAUUGUUCUUGUACAUAUUGUUUCUGAUGUUGCAUUAUGAAUCUAUGUAUUUUGGUAUUUACUAUUAUGACAAUUACGUGGUCAUCACGUAUUAAAAUUUUGUGAAAUUAUGA